Molecule: messenger RNA, 2462 nt
Organism: Patella vulgata (common limpet)
Lineage: Eukaryota; Metazoa; Mollusca; Gastropoda; Patellidae
Product: manganese-dependent ADP-ribose/CDP-alcohol diphosphatase
Exons: 3
Coding region: 118-1179 (353 amino acids)
Molecular function (GO): CDP-glycerol diphosphatase activity; manganese ion binding; ADP-ribose diphosphatase activity
Source: RefSeq, a predicted model, not a curated record
AAGUAACUGUGCUCAAAAAUAGAUUUCAUAACUAUUGAGUAAUAUUUCAUCACGGACGUACACGUGGAGUUUUUAUUUUUAGAUACCAAUCCCAGUGGGUAAUAUAAAGAUUGUUGUAUGCCAAAACUCUACACAAGGAUACUUAAACUGUUGGUAUACCGGUCGAAAAUAAAGAGAUAUUUGAAGAAAAUGGCCACCAUUGUCAAGAAUCAGGAACCAUUAAUGGUAUUCGCAGCGCUGUCAGAUAUACAGUAUGGGGAUAUGGAUGAUGGCUAUAAUUUCAAAAAAACCGGGAAAAGAUAUUACAGAAAUGCUUUAGUCUUUCAGAAACAGGUUAUCGAGCAAUGGAAAAACAUGACACCUGAAGUCAAGUUUAUUCUUCAACUUGGGGAUAUUAUAGACGGUUUUAACAAGCGUCACGGAAUAUCAGAGUCAUCGUUACAGAAAACCUUGGAUGUAUUUGGUGAUUUUAAGACCUAUCAUGUCAUUGGUAAUCAUGAACUGUACAAUUUUGACCGAGCUGCCUUAAUGAAGACACCUCUGUUUUCGGCAGGCUUGCCUGAAUGUAAAUCGAGUAUAGCCUCGACCAACCAGUUUUAUUAUUCAUUUCUACCUGACGCUUCCCUUAGAAUAAUAGCUAUUGACACAUAUGAGAUAGCAGAAAUUGGGUGGCCAGAAUCAAGUACGAACUAUCAAGAAGCAAUGAAAUAUUUAGAGAAUAACAUCAACGAAGAUAAGAACUCUUGUGCAAAUAUGACUGGUACUGAUCGAAGGUUCGCGAGAUUCAAUGGAGGUGUGAGCUCUACCCAGUUAAAAUGGUUAAAUCAGUUAUUAGAAGAAUGUGAUAAAAAGAAAGAAAAUGUUAUUAUUAUAGGUCAUCUGCCUAUACAUCCAUCAGCUGCAGCUGUUGAAUGUUUAUGUUGGAACUAUGAAGAAAUACUAUCUAUACUAUAUAACCAUGAUUGUGUUAUAUCUUAUAUGGCUGGUCAUGAUCAUGUUGGUGGAAGUGGUAUAGAUGAACAUCAUAUACAGCAUAUAACCAUACCAGCUAUAUUAGAAACACCACCAGAUCGAGAUCCACCUAUGGCGACUCUAUCUUUAUAUAAUGAUAUAUUACAUAUAGAUGGUCAAUAUCUCCUAGAUAAUUACGAUAUUAAAUUAAAGUUUCCGAUCGUGUAGGUAGAUGGAUAAUAUUUACUAGAUAAUUACGAUAAGUUUCCAGUCAAAUAUUUAGAGAGACCAUUACCUUAAUAAGGCCAUACAAAAAUUGUGAUAUACUUGAAUAAAGUAAUUAAAUAUACCAGGACCUCAAUAAUAAGUUAAUUAAGAAUAGUCUUUUAAACUUUUGGGAUAUAUUGCGUCUUAAAAUAUACAGAUGUGAUGUCAUCCUUUGAUGGUGGCAUACCAUUAUUUGAAAUAAUGGUACGGGCAACAUGCCAAUCGUACAUUAUUUAUACAAGAUGAAAUAUUGGACUCGCAUGGCGAUUUCAUCAAAAUACACAUGCGAGAUAGUUUCUGUAUUCUAAGUUGUUUAAUGGUACCGAGCAAGACAUUGUGUAAUACUCGAACUGACGUUCUCGUACAGUAUCCAUAUAUUACUUAAUGUCCCACUCUCGACGAGUAAACCAUACAUAUACUUCUGCACCUUAGGUACUAAACAUCCGCUCACAUCGAACAGAAUAAUCAGGGAAACUGAUUAUGUUGUCAAACUUAGUUCUUAUAUAUGCAUUGUAUUUAAAGUACAUUUGAAAUUCUUUAUUUAAAUUAAUAUUUUAUUUCCAUUAAAUAUUGUCUAUUGAUGUCGUAAAUUUUGUUGAUCAGGUUUCAAAAGUAACCAUUGAGACGACGUAACUGUUGUCAAGUGCCAUUCUCAAAAGCAUGAUUUAAUAGAUUUUAAAAGAUUCUGUAAUUAAGUACCCUUGUACUAGUCCAUUAAAUGAAAGAAAUGGGGUUUAACGCCCUACUGCUUUGCACCAAUUGGCCUGAUGAAGAUGAGCAUACGCCAUACAGUGUGCUAUGAGUGGAAUUUGGCCUGGAGAGCUGCAUUACGUCCUACUCUAAUUUCGAAUUCCAUCAAUAAAUGGUUAUUUUAUGUACAUUGAAAUUUAUACACAGGACCUUUGUUUUUCAUACCUUCCGAAACUAGUCCAUUAAAAAAUAUAUCAUAAAUUAAAUUUAAAAUUUAUUUUAUUAUAAAAGGUGUAUAUUUACAGUAUCAUAAUUUAAUUUAUAUUAUAUAUCUACAUGUACUAUGUUUCAUCAAAACAAAAAAAAUUCAAAUUAUCAUCAUCAACAUCCUGUGUGUCGAGAGUUGUUUUUUGUUUUAAUUUAUCCUGUGCUUGUUUUAAUUCUUUUUUCUGUUGUUUUUUUAGUUCUUUUUCUAGUUGUUUAUCUGGAGAAUUAAUCAUUUCUUUGUAGUUUGUAAAAAAUCUGAAGAAAAAAAAUGUUUGUAAUUCGACUAA